Penicillium antarcticum is the source of this 498-nucleotide messenger RNA. RefSeq names its product MARVEL domain-containing protein. Gene Ontology annotation, cellular component: eisosome; plasma membrane. The coding region runs from base 1 to 498 and encodes 165 amino acids. The record is from RefSeq and is a predicted model, not a curated record. Gene Ontology annotation, biological process: eisosome assembly; protein localization to plasma membrane. The transcript has 3 exons. NCBI's taxonomy places the organism in Eukaryota, Fungi, Ascomycota, Eurotiomycetes, Eurotiales, Aspergillaceae.
AUGCAACUGGUUGCUCUGAUUUGCCGUUUCUUCCAGCUCAUCUUCACUAUUGUCGUCCUCGGCCUCUCAAUAACUCUCGCCAAAGGCCAACAAAUCGGCUCCGUCCCCGCUGAAACAAGUUAUGGUGCCUUUUCUGGCGGUAUCGGUAUCCUCGCCGCACUAAUCGGUGUCGCUGCACUCUUCAUCGAGUCACUUGAUGGAAUCAUCACCUGGAUUCUCGACGGCGUGUCUGCCCUAGCACUGCUUGCUGCUGGUGUCAUCUUCGCCGUCCGACUGCACGGAACGAACUGCUCUGACUUCAGUACUUUGUUUGGACAGAAGCUGCUCAGUGGCGGCUGUGUCAAAGCCAAUGACAAGACCACUUAUUGUUAUUGGGAUGAAGAUCACUUCAAGUCUAGGUGUACUUCUGCUACUGCGGAUACCGCAUUCAUGUUCUUGGGCUUCCUUAUGUGCGUUGAUGUACUGGUUGUGUCUUACAUCUUCCGCAACAGACGCUAG